Nelumbo nucifera (sacred lotus) is the source of this 1678-nucleotide messenger RNA. Its product is annotated as transcription factor bHLH30-like. NCBI's taxonomy places the organism in Eukaryota, Viridiplantae, Streptophyta, Magnoliopsida, Proteales, Nelumbonaceae. The record is from RefSeq and is a predicted model, not a curated record. Gene Ontology annotation, biological process: regulation of DNA-templated transcription. Gene Ontology annotation, molecular function: DNA-binding transcription factor activity; protein dimerization activity.
GAGGAUUCUCAACGUUUAAUCACUGUUCUUUCUGCUUUUCCAUCUUUGUUUCUCCUCAGACUCCUGCUGAGAAAGGGCUGUGCAGGUUCUCAUACCAGUCUGCCUCUGUGAGUUCUUGGGGUUUUUGAACAGUGGUUUUAUUUUCUUUAACCAGGAAGAAAAAGAGUUCUUUGAUCUGGGUGGGUUUCAGAGAUUCAAGUACUCUGCAAGUGGGUUUUUUUAAUCUAUUGUGUCGUCUAAAGCUCGAAAACCAAACUAGAAAUGUUUGAAUUCAAGACAGUAAAGAAGAAAAUGUGGAUGUUCUCUAUUUGAUUUUCUGCAGACUAGAUUGUUCUCUUUUUUUGCGUAAUGGAAGGUUUGAGAAGAAGCAGGACAAAGGGACUGCGUGGAGGAGUUGAAGAUAAACUGCGUCGACGAAGGUUGUUCUUUUGGCCCACUCCAACGAAUCGCCCACCUGGUUUUGGAUACUCAUUUCAGCUGCUUCAAUUCUGGUUCUUGAAUUCAUAGACUCGAGCUGAUUAGAAAGAUGGGUUCUUUUUCCUGGAAUUCGAAUGUUGUUUAUGGGAGCGAGUAUUCGAGAUAUUUUGAUGGGUUCUCCCCGAAUGUUGGGUUUCGGAUGAUGGGUCGAGGGGGGUCGAGUUCGUCGUCGUCAUUGGUUUUGGAUAGCGAGAAGGGAGAACUCGUGAAAGCUCCGGCGAGGUUGGGGCCGAAGGCUAUGUCGGAAGCCAAGGCCAUCGCUGCUCUGAAGAGCCACAGCGAGGCUGAGAGAAGGCGAAGGGAGAGGAUUAAUGCUCAUCUCUCUACUCUCCGGAAGCUUGUUCCUUGCUCUGAUAAGAUGGACAAAGCUUCCUUGCUCGCCGAAGUGAUCAGCCAUGUGAAGGAGCUGAAAAGGAACGCUACAGAAGCUACAAAGGGCUCCGUCAUCCCAAUGGACAAUGAUGAGUUGAUAGUUGAACCACAUGGGGAUGGAUCAGAAGGAGGGUCUGUUCUAAUCACAGCUUCUCUUUGCUGUGAUUAUCGACCUGAGCUUCUGGCUGACAUAAGACAAGCGCUCGAUUCCCUCCAUCUGAAAACAGUGAGGGCCGAGAUCUCAACCCUGGGAAGCAGGGUUAAGAAUGUGUUCGUCAUGACUAGCUAUGAAGAAGGGGGUGUCGGCAAAGGCAAUGGCGAGGUAUGCCACCUUGUGAGCUCCAUUAAGCAAGCUCUGAAUUCUGUCCUGGAAAAGGCUUCCUCACCGGAAUUUUCACCGGGAAUCACACUUUCCAACAAGAGGCGAAGGGUUUCACCUUUUGAUCAUUCCUCCAGCUCAUCUUCCUGAGAGCAGAACUUCUGCUGGAAACUAUUAUGACAACGAUAUGCAAAAGAUAGAUGUUUACUUUUACAUGUUUCAUUUGUAGUGGCAUACUGGCAUGUAUUGAAGUGGUAGAAGCCUCUAUUCCUUCUCUAUUCUGUGCUAGAACCCAGAGAGAAUUUAAGCAAAAGGCUGGAGGGUCUCUGUAGAUAGCUAAAUAAAAGCAUGAACAGUAUUUGUUUUCUGUGUCUGGGACUCUGGGUAGAGAUAUAUUUAAUUUCUGUAAACUGUGGAAGGAUAAACAGAGAAGAUUUGUGUUUUUUGUGUAAGAAGGUGAUGAAUCUAGAUUGGAAUAAGAAGGUGAAACACGUUACUGAUUUGCUCUUA